AUGUGCCCCACCGCCGCCACCGAUGACCGGCCAGCCAGAAUGGAUAGCCCAGCCCCUUCCCUCACUCCGCCGGCCACCGGCGCCGGCUUUUCACCGCAGGAAAUCACCCACGCACCGCCGCCGGCGCCGAAGAAGAGUUUGGGUAUGAAAAAACCCAUCGCGUCCAAGCCUCCUCCAACCGCUCCAAUGGCCUUCGGGGUGGCCACCGCCUCUCCGGCAACAGAACUUCGCCCUCGCGCCGCAUCUACCGGAGACAAACCGGCUCGAAAGUCGACGGCGGCGGUGCUCGCCGAGGCGGCCGCAAAGAAGAUGAUGAAGAAGGCCAAAGCGGCGCCUCGUUUUGGGCCGACGCCUCGUGCUGCAACUCCGGUGGCCCCUACGUCCACUGCUCCAGCGCGUGCGGCGGCCGCAGCCGGCAACAAGCAUCACGGCUGCCAAGUGCUCUAUUAA
Aegilops tauschii subsp. strangulata is the source of this 450-nucleotide messenger RNA. NCBI's taxonomy places the organism in Eukaryota, Viridiplantae, Streptophyta, Magnoliopsida, Poales, Poaceae. The record is from RefSeq and is a predicted model, not a curated record.